AUGCCCAACCCAGCCCUGCACAACCUACUAUUACUCUCAGACUCCGCCCUCCCACUUGGAUCCUUCGCAUUCUCAUCUGGUCUGGAAUCCUUCCUCGCCCACAAAGAACUCUCCGGCCCCAAAGCCUCAUCGACAAAGCUCAGCUCCUUCGAAACCUUCCUCUCGCAAAGUCUCCAGAACAUCGCGUCAACAAGUCUCCCAUACGUACUUACAGCCUACCACAACCCAACUCGCCUCCCAGAGCUGGACAACGACAUAGAUGCCUCGACGCCGUGCACAGUGGCUCGAAGAGCAAGUGUAACUCAAGGAAAAGCUCUGAUCGAAGUCUGGACCCGCGCACUUCAUACUGCAGCAGCAAAUCCUGCGUCCGAAAGUACUACGGAGCUUACGAAAUUCGCCUCUCAGCUAAAAUCCAACAUCCCAGACCCCUUCGCUUUCACCUUACAAAGUCAUUUCGCACCUCUCUUCGGCGCCGUCUGUGCGGCUUUGGAUCUCGACGAGCAUGAAACUUCGUACCUCUUCCUGCUCAAUCAUUCCAAAGCUUUGUUGAGUGCCGCCGUGCGAGCGAGUGUAAUGGGACCGUAUCAGAGUCAAGCUGUGUUAGCGGGGUCGAGACUUCGGCUUACGAUUGGGAAGUGUAUCGAAGAUAAUCAGCAGAAGAUUGCAGCUAGAUGUUCGGGGCAUGAGGAUGCUGUGGUUACGGUUCCGACUAUGGAUCUCUGGAUGGGGAGGCAUGAGUUGUUGUAUUCGAGGAUCUUCAAUUCGUGA
This is a messenger RNA of Pseudocercospora fijiensis CIRAD86, 768 nucleotides long. RefSeq lists its product as uncharacterized. Gene Ontology annotation, molecular function: nickel cation binding. The transcript has a single exon. The coding region runs from base 1 to 768 and encodes 255 amino acids. Lineage: Eukaryota; Fungi; Ascomycota; Dothideomycetes; Mycosphaerellales; Mycosphaerellaceae. The record is from RefSeq and is a predicted model, not a curated record.